This is a messenger RNA of Prorocentrum cordatum, 615 nucleotides long. The record is from the annotation of a GenBank genome assembly. Lineage: Eukaryota; Dinophyceae; Prorocentrales; Prorocentraceae.
AUGCGCCGAGCCCCGCGCGCCCGCGCCCUCGGCGCCCUUGGCGCCCUCGGCGCGCUGGCGGGCCCGCUGGCCGCCCGCCGCCCCGCGGCCCUCGCCGCGGCGCCCCGCGGCCGCCGACCGCCGACUGCUGCCGCCAACCGACGAGGCGCGGCGCCCUCGCCGUCCUCGCCCGACGCCGCGGUGGCGGAGGCCAGCGACGAGGACCGAGCGCAGGAAGCUCACCAUUGUGGGCUGCUUCGCCGCUCUCUGGCUGUUCGUCUUCGGGAGAGAGGUCGUCAAGUUCCAGGCUGCACUGGAGCAGGGGCCGCUGGCGACGCAGCAGUUCGUCGGCGUCUUCUCCCUGAAGUUCGCGAUAGGCCUGGCGCUCACCGCCGUGCAGGUGUAUGCCAUCAACGCGUUCCCUGGUCCCUCCAGGGACGGCGACGGCCCGCCCACCUGGGAGGAGCUGUGGGACUCCUCGAGCGACUACUGGACGAGGUGGUUCUGCUCGCAGUCGUCGGGUACGCUGCCACGCUUUUCGCCGCAUACGGCCUGCUCGACGCGGGCACGCAGGCCAUCAAGGGCGCCGCGCUCGACGGCCUGCCCGAGGUACGGCGCCUGGACGCCGCCCCGUAG